Vigna angularis (adzuki bean) is the source of this 4192-nucleotide messenger RNA. RefSeq names its product cellulose synthase A catalytic subunit 3 [UDP-forming]. The coding region runs from base 725 to 3949 and encodes 1074 amino acids. Gene Ontology annotation, cellular component: plasma membrane; trans-Golgi network. Gene Ontology annotation, molecular function: cellulose synthase (UDP-forming) activity. NCBI's taxonomy places the organism in Eukaryota, Viridiplantae, Streptophyta, Magnoliopsida, Fabales, Fabaceae. The record is from RefSeq and is a predicted model, not a curated record. Gene Ontology annotation, biological process: plant-type primary cell wall biogenesis; cellulose biosynthetic process. The transcript is spliced from 15 exons.
CUCUCUCUCAGACACAAACAGAGAGAUAGAGAGAGAGAGACACAAACAUAUGUGUAUGAAGGUGUCGGUGUCGGCAUAAUAGUCAAGUUCGUAGUUACAUUGUCCCUUUCGUCAUGCCUAAGCCAUUUGAACAUUUUUAUAUAUAUUUACAGCUAUGCACAUGCAGUGCAAAUAGAAAAAAGAAAGCUUAAAACUUUGAGAAUAGACUGAGAAAGAGAGAGAAGCAUUUUUCAAUUGUUGCUCUCUCUUUCUCUCUCUGUCGGUCAAUUUUCGAUCUGGGUCUCUUUUAUUCAGUUCGGAAUCUCGUGGAGUGUUGUCUCAUACCUUCAUGGGAGUUGCUCAAUUGGGGUGCUCCUGAUUCUGUAUCUUCCUCUCACUUUGUGAGUUUUCAAGUGGGGGUUUUGUGAUCUAAAUUCUGGCUUCAUUGCUCUGGAAUUUCAUCUGGGGUUGUCACAAACUGAGUGAUCCAUCUACUUUGGAGACAAAGAUUGCUCUUUUGAGUGUGCAUAGGUCAGAUACAGAUCCGAGCUUCAAUUUCUAUACCAAGUGAAGGGAGCUGCUUCUGAAGUGGAACUGGGAGUGGAAUGGAAGAGAGCAGUCUUUCAACUGAUCUUCUGAGCAAUUAGAAGUUUCACGAGGCUUUUUAAGUAAUGUGUGUAUCUUGUUGAGCUUGAACUGUUUUUUGAUCCGUUAUUAUCAUCUGGAUAGAGCUUAGUACGAGAGUAUGAUGGAGUCAGAAGGAGAAGCUGGGGCAAAGCCAAUGAAUACAUUGGGUGGUCAAGUCUGCCAGAUCUGUGGUGAUAAUAUUGGGAACAAUGUAGAUGGCAAUCCGUUCAUUGCUUGCGAUGUUUGUGCUUUCCCCGUCUGCAGGCCUUGCUAUGAGUAUGAAAGAAAGGAUGGAAAUCAGUCUUGCCCUCAGUGCAAGACCAGGUACAAGAGGCACAAAGGUAGUCCUGCUAUUCUUGGAGACCGGGAAGAGGAUGGGAGUGCUGAUGAUGGUGCAAGUGACUUCAAUUACAAUUCAAAAAAUCAGAACCAGAAACAGAAGAUUGCAGAGCGCAUGCUGGGCUGGCAAAUGGCAUAUGGUAGAGCAGAGGAGGUUGGUGCUCCAAAUUAUGAUAAGGAAGUUUCGCACAAUCAUAUUCCUAUGCUCUCCGGUGGACAGGAGGUUUCUGGAGAAUUAUCUGCAGCCUCACCCGAGAGGCUAUCGAUGUCAUCUCCCGGUGGCCGUGGGAAGCGUGUCCACAAUCUUCAAUAUUCGUCUGACAUUAAUCAAUCACCAAAUAUUAGAGUUGGGGAUCCUGGAUUGGGCAAUGUGGCAUGGAAAGAAAGAGUUGAUGGCUGGAAAAUGAAGCAAGAUAAGAAUGCUGCACCAAUGAGCACGGGCCAAGCCACAUCUGAAAGAGGAGCCGGAGAUAUUGAUGCUAGUACUGAUGUGCUUGUGGAUGAUUCCUUGUUGAAUGAUGAGGCUCGACAACCUCUCUCCAGGAAGGUUUCUAUUCCAUCAUCUAGGAUCAAUCCAUACCGAAUGGUCAUUGCUCUGCGGCUGGUUAUCCUAUGCAUUUUUCUGCAUUAUCGAAUAACAAAUCCUGUGCCCAAUGCGUAUGCUUUGUGGUUGAUAUCAGUUAUAUGUGAGAUUUGGUUCGCCAUGUCUUGGAUAUUGGAUCAAUUCCCCAAAUGGCUCCCUGUGAACCGUGAAACAUAUCUUGACAGACUUGCACUAAGAUAUGAUCGAGAAGGGGAACCAUCACAGCUAGCAGCUGUUGACAUUUUUGUCAGUACUGUCGAUCCAUUAAAAGAGCCUCCACUUGUGACUGCUAACACUGUAUUAUCUAUUCUUGCUGUUGACUACCCAGUGGAUAAGGUGUCCUGUUAUGUCUCUGAUGAUGGUGCUGCUAUGUUGACAUUUGAAGCACUGGCUGAGACAUCGGAAUUUGCAAGGAAAUGGGUUCCUUUCUGCAAGAAAUAUAACAUUGAACCCCGGGCACCUGAGUGGUAUUUUGCACUGAAGAUUGACUAUUUGAAAGAUAAGGUUCAACCAUCAUUUGUCAAAGAUCGAAGAGCAAUGAAGAGAGAAUAUGAAGAAUUUAAAAUCCGUGUCAAUGGACUUGUUGCAAAGGCACAAAAGGUUCCUGAAGAAGGAUGGGUGAUGCAAGAUGGUACACCAUGGCCAGGAAACAACACCAGAGACCAUCCAGGAAUGAUUCAGGUUUUCUUGGGCCAAAGUGGAGGGCUUGACACCGAGGGUAAUGAACUUCCACGUUUGGUCUAUGUUUCUCGUGAAAAACGUCCAGGGUUCCAACAUCACAAGAAGGCUGGUGCCAUGAAUGCACUUGUUCGAGUGUCUGCAGUCCUUACUAAUGGACCUUUCUUAUUGAAUCUUGAUUGUGAUCAUUACAUAAACAAUAGUAAAGCGUUGAGGGAAGCUAUGUGCUUUAUGAUGGAUCCGAACCUUGGGAAAAAUGUUUGCUAUGUCCAGUUUCCACAGAGGUUUGAUGGUAUUGAUAAGAACGAUCGAUAUGCCAAUCGUAAUACUGUUUUCUUUGACAUAAAUUUGAGAGGUUUGGAUGGCAUUCAAGGCCCUGUUUAUGUGGGUACUGGGUGUGUGUUCAAUAGAACAGCAUUAUAUGGUUAUGAGCCCCCUAUUAAACCUAAGCAUAAAAAGGCCGGGGUGCUUUCUUCACUCUGCGGUGGUAGGAAAAAGAGCUCAAAAUCUAGCAAGAAAGGAUCAGACAAGAAAAAGUCUGGCAAGACUGCUGACCCAACUGUGCCUAUUUUCAGUCUUGACGAUAUAGAAGAAGGGGUGGAAGGUGCUGGAUUUGACGAUGAGAAAUCACUACUCAUGUCACAAAUGAGCCUUGAGAAAAGGUUUGGUCAGUCUGCUGUCUUUGUUGCCUCUACACUCAUGGAAAAUGGUGGUGUUCCUCAGUCUGCAACUCCAGAAACACUUCUUAAGGAGGCAAUUCAUGUUAUCAGUUGUGGUUAUGAAGACAAAACAGAAUGGGGAAGUGAGAUAGGAUGGAUCUAUGGUUCUGUCACAGAAGAUAUUCUUACUGGAUUCAAGAUGCAUGCCCGUGGUUGGAGGUCUAUAUACUGCAUGCCCAAGCUCCCGGCGUUCAAAGGGUCUGCUCCUAUCAAUCUUUCUGACCGUCUGAACCAAGUGCUUCGUUGGGCAUUAGGUUCAGUCGAAAUUCUUCUGAGUCGACAUUGUCCCAUCUGGUACGGUUACAGCGGAAGGCUAAAGUGGCUCGAGCGGUUCGCAUAUGUGAACACCACAAUCUAUCCAGUCACUUCCAUUCCUCUUCUUAUGUAUUGUACCUUACCAGCUGUCUGUCUCCUGACUAACAAAUUCAUUAUUCCACAGAUUAGUAACAUUGCAAGUAUAUGGUUUAUCUCUCUCUUUCUUUCCAUCUUCGCGACUGGUAUUCUUGAGAUGAGGUGGAGUGGUGUUGGAAUCGACGAGUGGUGGAGAAACGAACAGUUUUGGGUUAUCGGCGGUGUUUCGGCCCAUCUUUUUGCCGUGUUCCAAGGUCUGCUGAAAGUGCUUGCUGGAAUUGACACUAACUUCACUGUUACCUCAAAGGCAUCAGAUGAAGAUGGAGACUUUGCAGAACUGUACAUGUUCAAAUGGACAACCCUUUUGAUCCCUCCCACAACACUUCUGAUCAUAAACCUGGUUGGAGUUGUUGCAGGUAUCUCGUAUGCCAUAAACAGUGGCUACCAAUCAUGGGGUCCCCUCUUUGGUAAGCUCUUCUUUGCAUUUUGGGUGAUCAUCCAUCUCUACCCUUUCCUCAAAGGUCUCAUGGGACGUCAGAACAGAACACCAACCAUUGUGGUGGUCUGGUCCAUUCUUCUUGCAUCCAUUUUCUCUCUUUUGUGGGUCCGAAUCGACCCGUUUACCACCAAAGUCACUGGUCCUGAUGUUGAGCAGUGUGGAAUCAACUGCUAGGGAAACAAAGGAAUGUUUGUCAAACACCUCUGUCAACCGACAACAUAAGCUUGGUGGGAAUGUUGUGUCUUCCAAUUCUUUGGUUUACAGAUUUUGAUAUUUGUUCUUUGCUUGUUUAAGUUAUGUGCAGUUUAAUGGUCCAUACACAAGAAAUCAUGUUAAGUUAUGUGCAGUUAAUGUGGACCAUACACAAGAAAUCAAAGUAGAAUCAAAUCAUUCAAGGUUGUUUAUUUUUUUGUAUUA